Molecule: messenger RNA, 2292 nt
Organism: Komagataella phaffii GS115
Lineage: Eukaryota; Fungi; Ascomycota; Pichiomycetes; Pichiales; Pichiaceae
Product: Plasma membrane Mg(2+) transporter, expression and turnover are regulated by Mg(2+) concentration
Exons: 1
Coding region: 1-2292 (763 amino acids)
Biological process (GO): intracellular magnesium ion homeostasis; magnesium ion transmembrane transport
Cellular component (GO): plasma membrane
Molecular function (GO): magnesium ion transmembrane transporter activity
Source: RefSeq, a predicted model, not a curated record
AUGUCCCCCAUCAAUGAUAGUAGCAGUUCCCGUCAUUCACUGUCCCCAGUGAUUCGCCACACCUCAUCGCAUGACAGUAUUACCAAUAGCUCUGUCAUGUCCGAUAACGAGGAGUUACAUGAUCACAGGCACCAGAGCUCGUCUUUACCCAUCCGAAAAGAAGGCACCUCUCCAUCUUUCAAGCUGAACGAUCGGGAGAUGCCACCUGGUGGUGAGUUAAGAUUACCCCCACCAGCGACAAGAACCUCUCAAAACCCCUCACAGUUUGUAGAAUCCACAGAUCUACGUGAUAGAAUGCUUUACAGUGAAGAUUCUGAUAACGAGGAUAUUGCCAGUCCCUAUCUGGCUUCUUUUAACAAUAGUUCUAGCAAGAAGCAUAAACAGCCUGGUUUUAUCAGGAGGACUCGCUCAAAGUCCAUUUCUGAGCAGUUCAAGUCUUUGAUUAAUACAAAUGUUCAGCAAUCUACCAAUCCUGGAGGGGGAAUCCUACUGAAUAGAGAGACUCGGCCCUCAAUCUCAGGCGCCAAUAUGAAUCCCUUGGCAAAACAGCCGUCAAGAACUUCUAUCAAAUCUACAGGUAAGACCUCUCUUCAACAGGAAAAGAAAGAAAGGCAAAAUUCCAGUAGUGAUAGCGAUGUUGAUUCUUAUGCGUCCAGGUCAUCCAAGGAAACAGAGGAAGAUGUCUGUUUUCCAAUGGUUCCAGAAAAUGUAAGGGUUAGGGGGAUUGACUUUAUGGAAUUGGAAAAUUUUAUCGAAGAAGAGAGAUUGGAGAAAAAAUCAUUAAUGAAGCGAGAGGAAGCUUUGAAAGACUUCGAUUCUAAUAUUGCAAGAGGUUUCAGCUCUGGCAACAGCAAGCCAAGCUCUGCGGCCUUAAGAUAUAUACCAAAGAACAUCACUCACACCACAAAUGCGGACAAUUAUGUGCCCUUUCCUCAAUCCUACGACCCCGGUGAUGUCUACCUUGAAGAAAAAUCUAAUGAUUCAUCUAAUAAAAAAGAAAGUUCUACAGAAGAUGAUGGAGAUAAUGGUGUGACUUUUCAGAACCAGAAAAGGAACGCCGAGGCAGCUUCUAUAUUGCCUGAUAGGUAUAGUUUUUAUUCAUCUGACAAUAAUGAAACUAUUCAUGCUCCAGAUAUAUCUUCAUUGGUCAAUGAAGGUCAGAAGAUUGAAGAGCUUUUUCACGGUGCUGAAGCCACUUGGUGGCUCGAUUGCAUUUGUCCAACAGACAACGAGAUGAAAGUUUUAGCCAAAGCCUUUGGAAUCCACCCCUUGACUGCCGAAGAUAUUCGUAUGCAAGAACGACGUGAGAAAGUUGAACUUUUCAAAACUUACUACUUUGUGUGUUUUCACUCUUUUGAAACAGACCCCGAAAGUGAGGAUUUUUUGGAGCCAAUCAAUGUUUAUAUUGUUGUUUUCCGUGAAGGAAUAUUAUCAUUCCAUUUUACUCCUAUUAAUCACCCUGCAAAUGUCAGGAGACGUGUAAGGCAACUAAGAGACUAUGUCAAUGUGUCUGCUGAUUGGUUAUGUUACGCAAUGAUUGAUGAUAUUACUGAUGGAUUUGCUCCAGUAAUUCAAGCUACAGAGUAUGAAGCGGAUGCAAUUGAAGAGUCCGUGUUUGUUGCAAGAGAUCAGGAGUUUGGUAUCAUGUUACAGCGAAUCGGUGAAUCAAGAAGGAAAGUGAUGACAUUGAUGCGACUGCUUUCAGGUAAAGCAGAUGUGAUCAAAAUGUUUGCAAAAAGAUGCCAAGACGAGGCAAAUAGCACUUGGGCCUCCAACGCUUCAAUACAACAGACUACUACUCCAAGAGCAGAUAUAGCAUUAUAUUUGAGUGAUAUUUCGGACCAUAUUAUUACCAUGUUUCAAAGUUUACUGAGCUAUGAAAAGAUAUUUAGUCGAAGUCACUCCAACUACCUUGCCCAACUUCAAGUCGAAUCUUUCUACUCCAAUCACAAAGUUACUGAAAUGCUUUCUAAAGUUACGUUACUAGGAACAAUAUUUUUUCCUAUGAACAUGAUAACAGGUUUAUUUGGAAUGAAUGUUACCGUUCCUGGGCAAGAUACAGGAUCUUUGAAUUGGUGGUUCGGAAUUCUAGGGUGUCUUUUGGCUGUAGUUUUCACAUUUGGUUUCCUAGGAAGCUACUGGAUGAAUCGUUCAUUAGCGUCCAAUACCACACUGACUCCUGCUAGUGGCAAAAGAUCAAUCAGGAGUUUUAGAUACACUGGUGGCAACAGUACUUCCGACAGAGCAAGGUCUAUAUUAAGUCUCCCGAGAACCUUCAGCAAAUACGAUUAA